Messenger RNA from Onychostruthus taczanowskii (white-rumped snowfinch), 2618 nucleotides. It is a transcript of the gene TBCC, whose product is annotated as tubulin folding cofactor C. Bases 26 to 1054 code for a protein of 342 amino acids. NCBI's taxonomy places the organism in Eukaryota, Metazoa, Chordata, Aves, Passeriformes, Passeridae. The transcript has a single exon. Gene Ontology annotation, molecular function: tubulin binding. Gene Ontology annotation, biological process: post-chaperonin tubulin folding pathway; tubulin complex assembly. Gene Ontology annotation, cellular component: cytoplasm. The record is from RefSeq and is a predicted model, not a curated record.
GACCGCAGGGGAGGCGAGAGGCAAGAUGGCGGCGCCGGGAGAGGCGGCGGCCGUGGCGGCUCCCUCACAGCCCGAGGUGGCCGCGGGCUCGGCCGCCUCCGCCGUGGUGCUGCCGGAGCGGCUGCAGCGGCGGGAAGCGGAGCGGCAGCAGGGCGUGGAGCGGCAGCGGCAGAAGAAGGAGGCGCAGGUAGUGAAGGAGGAGCAGAGCGAGUUCUUCCUGGCCGCCUUCGCCCGGGAGCGGGAGGCCGUGGAGGCGCUGCUGGCGGCGGGGACGCUGGAGGAGGCGGCCGCCCGCCUGCAGGCGCUGCAGAAGCUGCUGACGGGCAGCGUGCGGUUCCUGGCGCCGUACGAGGUGCGGCAGGGGCAGGAGACCGUGGCGCGGCUGCAAUGGGAGCUGGCGGCGCGGCGGCAGCAGCUGCAGCCCAAGAAGAAAUUCGCCUUCCGCGCCCUCAAGAAAGAAGCGGCCCCGGGCAGCGCCCCGCGCCCCGCCGAGCCCGCCCCGCCGGAGCCCGCCGCGCCGAGCUCCGGCCUCGCCGAGGGUGAAUCGGGCGGGCCGCCGCUGUGCGGGUUCAGCGGCGCCCAGGACGAGGAGCUGGAGCUCGGCCCCGCGGAGCUGCUGCAGCGGGACGUGCUGCUGUCGGAGCUGCGCGGCUGCCGGGUGCGGCUCCGCGGCAACCCCAACACGCUGCGGGUGCGCGACUGCAGCGGCUGCACCGUGCUCUGCGGGCCCGUGUCCACCUCCGUGCUGGUGGACGGCUGCAGCGACUGCCUGCUGGCGCUGGCCUGCCAGCAGCUCCGCACCCACCGCACCCGCGACUGCCGGGUCUACGUGCAAGUCACCAGCCGGGCCGUAAUCGAGGCCUGCUCUGAGGUCUCCUUCGCCCCCUACUCCUGGAGCUACCCUGGUAUCGAGGGAGAUUUCGAGUCGUCUGGGCUGGACAGAAACAGUAACAACUGGAACCUGGUGGAUGACUUUGACUGGCUGGCGACUGACAGGCCUUCCCCGAACUGGAGCCUGAUCCCCGAGCAGGAAAGAAUCACUUGCUGGGACUGACUGCGGAGGCAGCUCUGCCGUGCGAGAGAUCCUCAUGUAAACGCACUGAUCCACAAACUGUGGGACUUAAUCCACAAUAUGCCAUUAAAUGAUUCCAUUCUGUAUUCAAAUUUGAAAUUAUAAUAUAUGGCUGGCUUUCUUAGUUGAAGCAUACCAGUCAAAUAGAGUUUACUGUUCUUGCACAAGUUGCUGCUAUAAUCUGUAUGUAUCACUGGGAUUUGCCAAUUUCUGAAGUACUUCAUUGUGAGUUACAGCUUAUUAAGGUGGGACGAAGGCCACUGAUACACAAACACAAUGAGCCUCUGUUAGAGCUGUUGUGCUGCUUUCACUCAGGCAGACUCUGAAUUAGCUGCAAAUAGUGCAAACUGUACUGGAAUGAAAAGAUCAAAUACCAAAUUUCCCAUGUUUGUGUGGUUCUCAUGACAGCAGCGCAGUGUAUCUUAGAGGGAGUGCAGGGCAGGACUGCUGUGAGGUAAUGGGGUGAAAAAAGGUUCAUUUCAAGGGAGAGUUUGUAACUGCACAGCGCAGCAGACUGAGAUGCAUCCUAGGCUGUAGUACAACAAUGAGCCAGUUUCUGUUGGUUUGGGUUAAAUCUGCAAGUUGGCUUUAGGCUUUUAUUUCCAGUGAGAAAAGUCUAAAGGAAGUAUGGUUCUAAUAAACAUCUAAUGCUCUCCUAAUAUAUUGAUUACUUGAAAUUCAGAAACCUAUGGAGUCUGUAUAAAUACUAAAUCUUCACAACUUAUAAAUAUCAUGUGAAAGGAUGCUGCUUCUGUAAGCAGCUCAAAGGCAUCCAGCAAGUGCUGAUGAGCACCACAGAAGCUGGGUUAACUGUUCCUCUGCAAGAUGAAGCUUGAGGGGUGUUCAGGGAUGUCCCACUAGUUUUCCAGACAACAGGCUUUUUGUGCUGUGAUCCUAAUUUGCAGCACUCUGCUGCUGCUGCAUAUGUGCAGUGUUGGCAGAGAGAGUCAGUAAAACAGAAAGAUGAGGUGCUAUAUUCCAAUUCCAGAAUUGCAUAUUACCUUGCAUAAAGUGCAGAAUAAUUUAAGUCUCUUCACUCCUGCUAAAUAAUAAUAAAAACGUAGCAGCACUGUGGAAUGCAAUGUCUUUACAGUGCCCUGUUAGUGGUGCUGAAGUGACCACUGUCCAUAUAUAAAGUAUACAUAGCAGUUUUAGGUUUCUAAAACCCCUCCUUAACUUGUGACAUUUUUCAAGAAAUAAUUGUUUAUCUUGCCUUAGCAUAAAGCUUUAUUGUAAAACUUCAAAUUCUUUACGCUGUGCAGCCAUCAUCUAUGUGCCUCAAACAGACACUGAAUCCUAGCUGAACCAUCAAAAACUACAUCACUGCCAGGGGAAGUACCUGAAGCUUCACUUGGGUGCUCGUCUGGUUUUGAGCAGAAAAUUUUUUUAUAUAAGUUGUUUUCAGCAUAUUUAAUUUAAAGGGGAGGGCAAAAGGGAUUUUUUUUUUUUUAAUAUUCCUGACAAUUCUCAGUUUUGUUUACUUCUGUUAAUGUGUAUUUUUUGACUGAAUUGGAUUUUGCAUUUCAAAUAUACUUGUUUUGAAUUA